Messenger RNA from Saccoglossus kowalevskii, 5474 nucleotides. RefSeq names its product whirlin-like. Gene Ontology annotation, cellular component: plasma membrane; stereocilia ankle link complex; cilium. The record is from RefSeq and is a predicted model, not a curated record. NCBI's taxonomy places the organism in Eukaryota, Metazoa, Hemichordata, Enteropneusta, Harrimaniidae. Gene Ontology annotation, molecular function: protein binding.
AUGUCGACUCUGCCACGGAGCACAUACAGCGGUCGAUCAUGGAGAGAUCCUUCACCGUCACCGACACCAAUUGGUAGGCGAACCCUUUCCACUAACGUUCGCCGUCUUCACGAUGCUCUCAACAACUUACUCAAUGAAGGAGAUCGGGCAUAUUUUGUGCAUGCACUGAACGACUACCAUGCUCGGCGGAAUGUGUAUGACUUAGUCCAGGCUCUGCGAGUUAUUUUAGACACACCAGAAAAACGUUAUCUGUUUUAUAUGCUGGGGCAGGUCAUUCCUACGACCGAUCAGCGGCUUUACUGGCGGCACACAGACGGGCUCUUCCCCCGUCCUGGCAGCAUAAAUAGAUCAUCGAGUUUGCCGCCGAGAGGUCGAAACGCCAACAAGAGAACAACAGAACCACACGGUAAAACAGUAAAAAAAUCGUCCGGACAAACAUUUCCCGCUGAUGCGUACAAGGACGUCCGGAAAGUUAUUUUGAAAAAGUCCCCUCCCCCCGAGGAUGGAUUAGGGUUCAGUAUACGGGGAGGUUGUGAACACGGCGUCGGUAUUUUCAUUUCGCUCGUCGAGUCGUACAGUACGGCAGAACGCAUUGGGCUGCAACCCGGCGAUCAGAUACUACGAGCUAACGAUAUAUCCUUUGAAAGGAUAACACACGAGGAAGCUGCUCGGAUACUAAGAGUGUCUGCGACAUUAUCACUACUGGUAAAGUCUGUAGGGAGAGUUCCAGGAUCAUUUGUUUCACAACAAAAGUACACAUGGGUGAAUCCUGAAGGACGCAGUGUCUCACCGCCACCAGAUGUUGCCAUCACAGGACCCAAAAUGAAUGAGUCGGUGGGUCGUAGAAGUGGACUCAAUUUACUCAAAGAUGGAGAUGAGAGAAAGGUAAAUUUGAAUGUACAAGAUGGUCAGAGUUUGGGAUUAAUGAUACGUGGUGGCACAGAGUUUGGUUUAGGAAUCUAUAUCACCGGUGUUGAUGCGUUUUCUGUCGCUGACAACAAGGGUCUCAAGGUUGGGGAUCAAAUUUUGGAUGUUAAUGGGAUAAGUUUUCUUGACAUUGAGCACCAAGAAGCUGUGAACAUAUUGAAGUCUUCCAAACUAAUGGUUAUGACAGUUAAGGAUGUGGGCAAGUUACCUUAUGCACGAACUACCUAUGACCAAACGCAGUGGAUUAUGGGAGAUCAGCUGUCUCAGAUGGGUGAAGGAAUGGGGUCAAGGUCAAAUUCUGUCAUGAGCACCAACAAAUUGUCCAAUGGUGACUGUGUAUUAGAAAGACAAUCGUCUAAAUUUACUAAAGGAUUAGCGGGAUCACAGCUGAUGUGGAGUAGUAAUUUAUCAACACAUUCAUGGAGUAUGAUAGAAGAACAAGCCAGGUACCUACUGAAUGAAAAUGAGCGUUGUACAAUGAAGUACUAUCUAGAUGAAUACCAGCGUACUCAUAUCAGUGUCGAUGACCUCGUUAUGGCUCUUUUGGAGCUUCUCAAUACACAUUCCAAGUUUUCAUUGUUAUCUGAAGUGCGGACAUUUGUCGUACCACGAGAUAUUGAUAGAUUUGAUACAUUAGUACUAAAACGUGAGGUGGAAGCAAUGAAGGCUCGUCAACAUCGAGAUGGUUACACUAUGGAGCGGGCUUCGAUGAACUCAUUUGGCGAGUCCAUAUCAUCAGCAAGUCACUAUUCAUCUGCCUCCAUUGAUUCUAGACCAAUCACACCACCCAGGGUACCUCAAGAACUACCACCAAAUAUCAAGGUGAGCUAUGAUUCUAGUUAUCAUGAUUUUUAUAACAACUGUAUAAAUGCUGAUAGAAUCAAUGACGAUACUGAUGGUCUCCCAGAUUUUGAAUUGCCAGAUUUCAAUGAUUCUCAAACAACAUUUAAACCCAAGCCAAUCGUACCAAACAAGCCAAAGUCUUUAUCAACCAAUAAACAGACUGUGACUGCUGAUAUCCAUGUUAGUAAUCACGUAGACAACUUUCCUGAUGCAAUGUAUGACGAAACAAAAAGUCCAAGUGAAGAUAGCGGUGUGGACGUUCAUGUGGAGUCACAAACUAAAGACAGUGUGACUAUAUCACCAACUCCUCCAGUGACCAUUAACGACACCAUGCUUGAAAGCAGUGCUAGGCAUACUGGAAUGUGGGAAAUACCUCAUACUACUAACCACAUAGUAGAGUCCACAAGACGAAGAUCCACUGACUUAGAAAGAAGACAUAGUUUUGAUAGUGUAACUACAGAAAGUUCAACCCACAGUGGAACAGCAGCUUUUGAGCCUGUGCAAUCUCAUUUCAAAAGAAAUCAACGCAUCAGUGAUCCAACUCAUCAUGUACCCAAAGAGGAACAGAGACGAGUUGCAAGGACCAAGAAAGCGAGUGAAACCUUGUGUGAAUUGAGAAAACAGCCACCAAGCCCUGGUGUUUCUCCGCGUCCUACAAGUCCCAUAGAUAGCGAGGUGACCCAGAAUGUCUACAAAAAACCAUUACAUAGAACCCGUGCUGAAGUGAUUGUGCAUCGAUCAGCUAGUCCGGCUCCAGAACCAGCAGGAGAGAUGGUGGUCAUUAGGCGGUCACCAAGUCCAGUGAGGUCAAAGGUCAAAUCAGAGGAAAAAACAUUAAGCACAUUUAUGCCGUUGAGUGGCUCUGCAUCAGACUUGCGAAACAACAGAAACAACGGAGAGUAUUCCCAGUCUUCCAGAAUUUCAACUCCAUCAGAUUUUAACAGAAGAGAGACAUCUCCUAGUCCACCAAGAAGUCGGUCGUCAAGUACGUCCUCCAUUGAAAGCCUUGAUAGUACAUUAAAAGGAACACUCACAAGGAACGAAUCAUCAAAUGGCGACUCAGCAAGUUACACUGUCAGACACGACAGACAUGAGAUUGUGAUGCAUUCAGAAAAGUUACCAGAAAAUAGUACAUUGACCAGAACUCCUAAAAUACCAGAUAGUCCGAAAAUCAAACCAGCAAUAUCAGCAAAGCCAGUACCAAAACCAAGAAGCAAACCGCCACAAGUACCAAAGCCAUAUCAGUCCCUUGAGAGGGAAGGUGAACGUAAAGUGAUUGUUAUGAGCCAAUCAACGGAAUCGUCUCAGUCAGUGAACGGUGUUCAUAUGUUUUCAGAAGCUGAGAGGGGUGAGAGGAUUGAGAGGGGUGAGAGGAUUGAGAGGGGUAUUGAUGAUAGUCUACCAAUACAUUGUGAACAUGUGAUAAUUAGUAAGACCAAACCAACACUAGGAAUUGCUGUGGAGGGAGGUGCUGGAACAAAGCAACCUUUACCAAAAGUUAUCAAUAUUCAGUAUGGAGGUUCAGCAUACCAUAAUAGCAAUCUAAAACGAGGCCAUGUGAUCAUGAGUGUCAACGGUAAAAGUCUUAAAGGUCUACUUCACAGGGAUGCAGCUAAAGUUAUUGCAGAGGCCUUUAAAAACAAGAGUACAGAUACCAUGGAACUUGUAGUAGUCGAUACAAACAAGUACCCCCUUGGGUAUUGAUGUUGCACGACCCCUAUUAUAACAUGGUAUCACCCAAAUAUAGUUGAUGUGUGUGUGAAUUAAAUUUGGGUCCAAGUUUUUAUUUUGUUAUGAUUCAUAAUACAAUUUAUUUAAAGAUACAAGUGUGGACAUUUUGUGUGUACAUUUGGGGCACAGUAAUUGGUUUAGCCUUAUGCAUUGGAUUUACAUCUCAUUAGUUUGCAGCCAAUUAAGUUCAAGCUUCUAAGAUAUUGGGGAAAAGCUUGUCAUUGCAUUAUCCAUAUAGGUUGUAUGUUUACAUAGUUAUAAUUGAGACAAUUAACAAAACUUUUUUUUUUAUCAUCAGUCGAAUACAGGGUAUUAGCUUGCAUACAGAGUGAUACCUACUAGGGUGGAACUGUAACCAUCUAUGUCAUUGUCUUCUAGACACUGAACAUGCCAAGUUCACCAAUUCAAUGAUUUUACACAAGCUAUUUUGCAUUUUGACUCGCUGUAUAGUAGAAGUUCAAUUAUUUUGAUUGCUCUAUUAAUUUUCCAACCCGUUUCCAACACGAAAAUAGUGUUUGUUUGUUAUCUCUAACAAAUAACGACCAACUUACAUGUAGUUCUGUAAUGAACAGCCAUUACAAAACAGUAUGCCACUCAAAAUUUAUUCCAAGUGUAUAUGUAGAUUCUGUUUUCCAGACUAAAUUUGUUAAUUUGCAGUGUUUAAGUCAUAAAUGAAUACUGUCAACACAACAAACCCAUUCCCUUGAUUUUUAGAAAUAUUCAUGAAUGUCAAUGACAGUGCAAUCAGCUAAUCAGUGCACAAUGAUGUCAUUUAAAAAUGUCCCAAUAUUAUUCCAUCAGCCAAUAGAAGCCUCUCAUUCCAAUUUAAAUUAACCGAUAUUUAAAAAUCAUGUCGAUUUUUAAACUAAAUUGUUUUUUCUAGUGUGAAAGUUUUUUAAAGGGUUUCAGCUGACUGUUAGAGUAGUCACAAAUGUGAGUGAUUUGAUCGUUGUCGCACACUAAAAAUAUACCUUAUUAAUUUCAAUACAAAUUCCAUCAUUUCCGACCACCACUGAAUAUUUUUUUUAUAUUUCCAAAAUUUAGCUUCCGAGAUCAUAAGCAAUACCGUAGUAUGAGUCACUUUGUAGCAGCUACCCAUGUGUACAUGCUAAUUUUUCAAAAUUUUAUCAAACAAAUAGUUUCUGAAGGCCAUGUUAUUUUGUCAAAAGUGCAAUUAACGAAAAAUCCAUCCGAACUAAAAUGUUAAACUUACCUAGCAUUUUCAAAAACGACAUUGUUGUUGAUUAUUCUGUUUUGGUUAAGGUUCUCAUUUGAAUUAUAUUUGAGUUAAUUUGUUCUAUCAAAUUUUGUAACUACCAACAGGAAAUAGGGUUUAAGAUAAACAGAGAAAGUUUAUUAUAUAUUUAAGAACUAUUGUUCUAUAUUGACUGUGGUCAUGUUUUAUUUCAAUUAUUUAUUUUUAUUAUAUUUCCUUCUUUCCUGUUGUUAAAUUUGUUUGUAACAGAAAUUCAGAUCAAUCUUUCAUAUGCAAAUAAGUUUAGACCAUUGUAAUAGGGUGUGCAGGUAAUAUGUAGGUGAGCACUAUAUCAUGGCAGUUGUUCGGACACAACCAUUGUAAUAGAGGGAGGUGCAGGCAGUAUGUAGGUGAGCACAAUAUCAUGGCAGUCAUAUGGACCCAACCAUUGUAAUAGAGGGAGGUACAUGCAUAUAUAGGUGAUCAAUGUAUCCUUGCAGUCAUAUAGACCCAACCAUUGUAAUGAAGGGGUGUACAGGCAACAUGUAGGUGAUCAAUGUAUCCUUGCAGUCAUAUAUACCCAACCAUUGUAAUGAAGGGGUGUGCAUGUAAUAUGUAGGUGAUCACUAUGGCAGUCAUAUAGACCCAACCAUUGUAAUGAAGGGGUGUGCAUGUAAUAUGUAGGUAAUCACUAUAUAAAAGCAGUCAUAUGAACCCAACCAUUGUAAUAGAGGGAGGUUCAGGCAAUAUGUAGGUGAUCACUAUAUCAUGGCAGUCA